AUUGGUGUAUAGUGUAUAUUUUGUACAGUUUUAUGGAUUUUCCACUUUUAUCAACACCUUUAUCGCUGUUCAUUUUUCACACUUUCGUGACAAUGUUGUCGACGUUAUGGCACUUUGUGAUAUUCGUUAAUUUAAAAGCAUUUAUAAAUGCACUACAGAAAUCAGAUGAUUAUAAAUUAAGCGUUCUAGAACCGUUGUUAGUGAACUGCGGUAUGCUUCGCGGAGUGUGUCUCAAGAGCGGUGCGUGCCCGUGGGAGCGGAUCAUCCCGGACAACGCCGAAGUUUGCACGCGGCGACAUAACAACCUCAUCUGCUGCGAGAUUGCGAGAAUCAGGAUGCCAGUCGACAUGUUCGUCGCUUAUGAAUAGAGUUGUUAAUCAGUUGUGUUUCCUCUGAACAUAUUGAAAUAAUACGAAUUGUGUUCGCGUUAAUGAAUAUGCUAUUACACUGUAAGCCACAACAUCUAUAAAAAAUAUUGAUGCUGCUUCGAUAAUAAUAGAUUCUAUUAAAACUAAAUAUUUCAAAUGUAUAAAUCCAUUGAAUUUAUUCAAAUAUAAAUUAAGAAAGUUA
Molecule: messenger RNA, 570 nt
Organism: Manduca sexta (tobacco hornworm)
Lineage: Eukaryota; Metazoa; Arthropoda; Insecta; Lepidoptera; Sphingidae
Exons: 2
Coding region: 33-368 (111 amino acids)
Source: RefSeq, a predicted model, not a curated record